This is a messenger RNA of Cercopithifilaria johnstoni, 426 nucleotides long. The record is from the annotation of a GenBank genome assembly. Lineage: Eukaryota; Metazoa; Nematoda; Chromadorea; Rhabditida; Onchocercidae.
AUGACCUUCAUGAAUUCGAGGAGGAUAAGAAUCCUCAAAGAUUUCAGCUUCACAUCAGAAAUGGGCCACUUUCUGUCCACAACGUCAAUGGAUGAAGAAAGUAUUCGAAAGGAAGUGAAACAUUUCCCAGUAGUAAUCUUCACAAUGCCGAGAUGUUCAUACUGUCUGAGAGCUAAACAGCUUCUAGAUGGCGAACGGAUCGAAUAUAAGGAAAACAAUUUGGAUGUUCAUCAGCGCCAUUUCCCAGCAAACCAUCAGUCAUAUGUUAAUGGAUUAAUUAAUAUCACAAAGCAAACCUCGGUACCGCAGAUAUUUAUAUGCGGUGAUUUCAUUGGCGGAUUUUCCGAAUUGCAGCAGUUGAAGAAUGCUGGAAUGUUAUUAAAUGCUAUUAGUAAGUGUCAACCGUCUGCGGAAAAAAAUUUCUGA